GGUGGCACGGGAGGUACGCGGUGGUGCGUGUCGAAAGCAACGUGCGGCAUGCAGGGAAGUUGUGGAAUUGAUUCCACCUAACGCUGAAAUACAUUCCCAUAUUUGAGAAGCUGGCCCCACAUUGCAGCACAUCAAGCCCUCUCAUUUGAGCCCAUGGACUCCAGAAGCCAGCCGGACUCAGCUACCUCAGGCUCCACCCAGGUGGCGGCGGCGGCGCCCGGACCACCACCGCCGGCUGCACGCGGCCGCGCCACCGGGGGCGCCAGGCGGGAGACCCGGCGCGGCACUCGCCGCUCCCCCCGGUCGGCUGGCGGUCAGAGCGUGUUCGGUCUCCAUGGCAGCGAUGGGGACGGCUCGUUGGCGCAGCACACCACCGCCGGCUCGGUGCCGCCCACCAAUCUAGGAUGCAGUGGUUCCAGUGGAUGUGACACGCCCGCGGUUGCAACGGGAAUUAGUCAGCCGUCGGCCUCCCAGGCUGAAGGGUCGAGCAGUCGGCCACAGACAGACAGCGCCUCUGGUGGCGGGGAAGUAGAAGGCGGUCGUCCGUCGUCCCCGCCAGAUGCCGCCGGAUCAGCGGCGAGCAAUGUUGUGCAGUCACCAGCAGGGGGAUCGGCGCCGUCAGCGUCCGAGGCUUCGCCGCAGCACGACUGCGGGAUCUGCCUGGAGAAGUGCCUGCACCCAGUCAAGCUGCCUUGCGGCCACGUCUUCUGCUUCCUCUGCGUCAAGGGAGCAGCCAAAGUGUCACAACGGUGUGCUUACUGCCGCGCCGAGGUGUCGGACCGCUACCUCAACAACCCUCGCCUGCUGGACGAGAGCGAGCUGGAGCGGAGCCUAGACACCAGCAGUCAGCAGCAUCACUGGCUGUACCGGGGGCGCAACGGCUGGUGGCGGUAUGACGAGCGGACCAGCCAGGAGAUCGAGGCCGCGUUCGUCGCGCAGCAGACGUCGCUGCAGGUCCAGGUGGCCGGCGAGCUCUACACCAUCGACCUGACGUCGAUGACCCAGCACAACGACCAGUGUCACGGCCGGCGGCGCCGCAUUCGUCGCGACGCGCCGGACGCCGCCGCCACGCGCUGCAAGGGCGUGGCCGGACUCAGGAAGCGAGCGCGUCGGCAGUGACGUCAGAGUGCCGCAGCCAGUCAGCGGCGGCCGUAUGGGCGAACGGGAGCCCACCUGCGCGGGAGGCUCGCGGUGACGUGGAGGAACAGAAGACAGUCGGUGGUGGCUUACCGAAAGGCUUAGCUCGUGAUGACCUAAUGUCGUGCUGCUAGUCGGAAAUGCGCUUGUAGAAGGCAGCGAACGUAGUAUUGUUGCCUCGUCGAAGGUAACGAUUUCUUAUAGAAGCCAGGUCGGCUUAAAGGGUCGGUGACGAUGAUUGCGGUCUGCAUGACUGAGACCAAAACCGAAACGGAAAGGAUGUAAAAAGCGGGAUUGUCAACCUUCAUGAAGCGAGGGCCGGGCCUCACCUUCACGGACUCUGCUGGUCGGCCUGUGCGGUACGCAGUGCCCCGAUUCCUGCGCGUAGCCUAGGUCCGUGUGACCACUGCUACGCUGAUUGAUGCUGCUCUUCAGCUCUUUGACACUUAUGCAGCUAACAUAACUAUCGUGUUCGCUGGUCGUAACGUAGCCGGAAUGUGAUCACUCUAGUUCGCCAUGGGCAUACGAGGCACGGCAUCGACUGGCGGCACGUUCGUGACUAGAGAAGUCGCAGUAUUGUUUGUCACAAAUCACGGCGUCGUCUACGCUUCCUCAAGUGUUACGCUAGACAGUAGCAGCAUAGUGGGACAGGAAACUCCCCAGAUGCCAUUGCUAUCAUUGGCGUGCGUAAAGCGUGGUCACUUGCCUCUGUUGCGCGUAUUGUUGAGGUGUUCGGCGUUUUCAGCACUUCUGUGUGUAUGUAUUAAGAGCCUCGCAUAAAACACCGCCCGCUGGGCCACGCA
This is a messenger RNA of Pollicipes pollicipes, 1940 nucleotides long. RefSeq names its product E3 ubiquitin-protein ligase rnf146. The coding region runs from base 154 to 1119 and encodes 321 amino acids. Gene Ontology annotation, cellular component: nucleus; cytoplasm. The transcript is spliced from 6 exons. Gene Ontology annotation, biological process: ubiquitin-dependent protein catabolic process; Wnt signaling pathway. Lineage: Eukaryota; Metazoa; Arthropoda; Thecostraca; Pollicipedomorpha; Pollicipedidae. The record is from RefSeq and is a predicted model, not a curated record. Gene Ontology annotation, molecular function: ubiquitin protein ligase activity; zinc ion binding; poly-ADP-D-ribose binding.